Eriocheir sinensis (Chinese mitten crab) is the source of this 7109-nucleotide messenger RNA. RefSeq lists its product as uncharacterized. Gene Ontology annotation, cellular component: cytoplasm. NCBI's taxonomy places the organism in Eukaryota, Metazoa, Arthropoda, Malacostraca, Decapoda, Varunidae. The record is from RefSeq and is a predicted model, not a curated record. The transcript is spliced from 29 exons. Bases 141 to 6059 code for a protein of 1972 amino acids. Gene Ontology annotation, molecular function: guanyl-nucleotide exchange factor activity; protein binding.
GGAAAAUCGUGUGUCAGUAAGCCGAAGUCAGGCAGCACAAGAGUCCGGACGCGGCAGAGGGCAGCACGGAGUAGGUCGUCUGCUGUUGAGGCCAAUCUCCUAUUCUUGACCUCCGACCCCGCCUUGAUGUGAAUGGUGCGAUGGUAGGGGGCAUCUACGAGGUGGUGCGGUUGGUGGGUGGCCUCGAGGGCAGCCACUUCACCACCGCCACCACCUCCACCACACCUCGCUCCAUCACCUCCGCCCUCGCCACAAGUGGUGGGGACAUCAUCUUAUACAGCUUCCGUGACGGGGUUUCCACCACCCAGCGGAUACCCUGGGUCACCGGGGAGAGCCGCCGACCAGCCGCCCUCGCCUUCAGCCCUACUGCGGAGUGGCUGCUUGUGGCCAGUGAGGAUGGCACUCUGUUCGUGGUGCCAGUCGAGGGCCACCUUGACCCGAGUGCCACCCGGGACCAGCGCUUCAAGACCGAUGACGUGCUGGUGCUGCCCCCAAACGGUAGCCGAGCGCGACCUUCCUCCCUCGUAUGGUGGCAAACGCUGGUGGGUGACGCCUCGCUGGCCAUCAUUGGUACGGAACUCGGUGAACUGUCCUUCAUCGAGCUGAGCAGUGGCAAAGAGGUUGGCGGCACAUACAUCACUGUCCCCGUCAGGCAGCUCCACCUCUGCCGCGAUAGCUCCCACGACACUGUGUACCUGCUGAUCACAGGCACCGAGGACAGACAAUGGCGCCUCGUCCUCGAACAGCGCACCAACCAGUACCUCUUCCCCCUGGAGCACAUCACCCCAGAGUGGCCGGACGACGACAGCGGACACGGCUCCAUACACCACCGCACCGGGCCGCCCCCUCGCUCCCGUCUCCUGGGCCUCAAGCAGCUGUCGGUGGAGAAGCUGCAGAUGCUGAGACAAAGGCUGGCCGAGGCGAAGACCGGGUCACGCCGAAAACCAUUGACGGAGAAUAAAGGAGUAGACACUUGCGACAUAGACGAGCUUGCCACCCCCACCUCCUCCGCCACCACCACCACCACCACCUGCACCCCCACUGCUACCACCACCACCACCACCUCCACCAGCACCCCAGAGCCAACCAUGACCACUUCCACCACUUCCAUUGCCUCAGCGGGGGACGGGGAGCCUGCGUCGCUGCCCCCGGUGGCCACCCGCCCGGAGAGGCUGUGCAAGUUCAUCCAUGACAUCGUGGCGACUCCGCAGUUCGCCAAGGAGAGACACUUGUUGGCGGGACACUGCAGAUUCAACAGCACUCUCAUGGUGUACAGCACGGACCUGGAGCAGACGCCGCUUUACGUGUUCAAGGUCAUCCCGGACGUGGACAAGGUGGUGUUGCAGGACGAGGUCAUCUUCCUCACCGACACACAGGUCACACGUCGGGUCACCCUCAUCUCCACCUUCUUCUCCUCCUCCUCCAAGAUUGACGGGACCAUAGACAGCAAGGUCAACCCCGUCAUACAAGAAAUCGAGCUUCCCGAGGACGAGAACAUCCUAUCCCUGCACUCUAGCCCUCCGCUGGUCGGCCCCGAGGAGGAGGGAGGGGGGUCAGGCCAGCGCUCCCCCAUCGGCAGACCAGGACAUGAGAGGGAGGAGGAGGACGAGGAGGAGGAGGAGGAUGUGGAGCUGCCCUCACACACUUGGCCUCACGGGUGCCUAAUCGUGACCUCCAAGGCUCUCUAUGUGUGCCAACCAAGGAUGAGCGUGGAGUCCCUCUUCAUGAACCUAGUGCUCAAGGUGGGCGACAUCGACAGUGCCAACAAGCUGGGCGUCAUCUUCUCCCUCGACCCCAAACUCUUCGAACUGGCGGCGGACGUCAAGCUCAAGUCACGGAACUUCAGCGCCGCCAUUGCUCUCUACAAACACUCUAGGUGUCCCCAUGUCAAGUGCUCCAUCAAGUUCGCGGCGCAGGGCCUGGUGACGGAGUUCCUCACCUACAUGGGCACCCUGACCAGCGGGGUGAGUGGGCCAGACCUCGGGGUGGAGGAGCGGCGGAACCUUGCCAACCUGGCCGUCAUCUGCCACCUGCACCACCUGUGUCUGCCGGGCGCCCACAAGCCGCCGCCGCAGCAGCAGGCGCUGAGGAACCUGCUGGUGUUCCUGCGUGACAACCAGUACUACGACGAGGUGAUGGCGCUGAGCCUGGCCGCCGUGUCCUGGCGCUGGGAGACCCUCCAGUACCUGGCCGCCUCCCGGGGGCUCUACCUGGAGAAGCUACGCCUCCUGCUGUCCUCCCAGUCCUCGCCGGUGCUGGACAUGCUGAGCCCUGAGCACCUAACGGUGCCGGGGCGGGGCGAGGGGCUCUUGGCAGUGGCCAGGGAGAGGGAGGCCGGCUACCUGCACUGCGUGUCAGACCCUGAGCUGCGGCAGGUGCUGCUGCUGCGGCCGUCCCUCGCACGGACACACAUCGCCCUGGUGCUGAGCCUGCUGGGCGCUGUGGAGCUGGCGGUGCUGCGGCGCCUGGCCGACCUGUACAACCCCACACAGCCAGCCAUCAGGCCCUUCCUGCAGGCCACCAAUGGCAGGAAGCAGGCCUUCCCACCCCUCUCUUCUGUGGUGCAGGGCUCCUGCCUGCUGCCCUGCGGCGCCGAGGAGCUGGUCACCCUGGAGGCCUUCAUCGAGGUGUUCCUGGCCGUCAUCAUCCAGCUCAACCUGCGCCGUGGGUGGCACUACAGCCCCGACCUGCUCUCCUACAAGCUGGACCCACCCAAGGAGACAGUGCCGGUGCCGGUGGACAAAGUGUGCCGGCAGGUGCUAAGCUGUGGGUACGGACACACGGCCAUCAUCAUCGGUGGCGCCCUCUACACGUGGGGACUCUCGGACUAUGGGGUGCUGGGACACGGCCCACGCUCCACCACCAACCCUAAGCUGUUUGCCGGCCUGGGGAUCACACUGCCCGAGGACCAGGAGCCCAUCCUGGCGGGGCCGCUGGUGGGGGGCCCCGUGCUGGCGCCUCUGAUGAAUGGGCGUGUGAUGCCCUCGGUGGUGGGGGACGGCUCAGAGCCCAGACUGGUGUCGUACCUCAGCCAGACCCAGGUGCUGAGCGUAGCGUGCGGCAAGAACCACAUGCUGGCCAUCACUGACAAUGGGAUCUACGGGUGGGGCAACAACAGGUACGGGCAGGUGGGUACGGGAUGCACGGGCAGGUGUCCUCGGCCCACCCUGCUGACGGCGCUGGAGGGGAAGGGCAUCAUCAGCGUCGCCUGCGGACAGUUCCACUCCCUGGCGGUCAGCGAGGAUGGAACGCUGUACACGUGGGGCUGGGGCGUGCACGGCCAGCUGGGGCAUGACAGCGUGGAGGACGUACACCAGCCCACCCCUGUAAAGCGCCUCGCCAAGAAGCACAUCGUGUCGGCUGACGGCGGGUAUGCACACAGCGUCACCAUGUCGGCCGAUGGGUGUGUGUAUGCGUGGGGGUGUGGCACGUAUGGGCAGAUCGGCAACGGGGGCAUCGUCAAGGUGUGCUACCCUGUGCGUGUCCCCCUCCCAGGCCCGGCAACGCACCUCACCGCCGGCUACUUCCAGAAUUUGGCCGUCACCCGCAACCACAAGGUAUACAUGUGGGGGAACAACCCGGCCUGUCUCCGCGUCCAGGCUCAGCUACAACGCCGCGCUCGCUCCUGCCAGGCGGCCGAGGCGGGGCGACGGAGCAGCGGGGGGGAUGUGCGACCGUGCGGCGAGAACGGGGGCAGCGAACGGGGGACGGUAUCCGAGGGGGCGUCACCCAGCGAGUCCCCACGGGAGGGCGUGUGUGGAGGCAUCAAUGGUGCUAGUGAUACCUUUGAGUCGGGGGAAGAGGCUGCCUCCCCAGGGGUCGAGGCCUCCCCCAGCCCCCCGGCACACCCAAGUACAACAGUAGAUGAUAGUGAAGACACCAUCACCACUCUCCCGGAGGACAAGGGGGAGGCGGGUGACAGUGCCAAGUCCUUUGUGAUUUCCCCGACCCCCUCCCCCGACAAGCUGGCGGGUGAGGGGGGUGGGAGUGGGGCUGGGGGUGCCGCGAGUGAGGUCCCAGAGGCAGCCAUAAACACCGUCACCCCGGACCAGUCUCGCGAUGGGGUGACGGAGACGCCGACGCCCACCACUGCCAACACCACGGCGGUCAACACUCCCAGCGUCAACGGCAACAUGCCGAGGACUGUCAGUGCCAACACAGUGCCAUCGUGUGACCCCAGCGACCUUGGCCACCUCUUGCCGCAGGAGGUGGAGAUGCCGCACGGGUUUGGGGCGGUGCGGGCGGUGGCGUGCGGAAGCCAGCACUGCCUCCUUCUGACCACCCACGGCGCCCUCUACUCCUGGGGGCGGAACAUGUCAGGACAGCUGGGGACAGGCAACAGGAGGGAGGUGAGCAGCCCGACACGCAUCAUGGAUGACGCGUACAUCACCGACGUGGCGUGCGGGGCGGACUUCACCCUGGCGCUGGAGUCUCAGGGGCAGCUCUGGGCGUGGGGAUCAAACUUCUACUCGCAGCUCGGCAAGAACAGCGCUGCGGAUGAUGACAAGGGGCAGGCGGGGCGCGUGUUCAUGCUGCGCACCACCAAGCGGGUCCUCAAGGUGCCCCACAGCGUACACUCCAACUGCGAGACCCCCAGACCUGUCAACGGCCUCCCCCCACACCCCGGCCCACCCCCUCCGCACUAUGGGAUCUCGGCCACCACGCAGGAAAAACCGCGGGACGGGAGCCACUGGUGGUUGAAUCGCAUUGACCUCAGCGGCGGGGAGGAGGCCAAGGAAGGGAUGGGAGGCGACGCAAGCCCAACGACGAGGGCGGACGAGCAGGACGACGGGGCUUAUGGGGUACGCGGCCUCCACACCGCCCUCGCUUUCUUCCACGGCUGCUACAACACCAAGAAUGUGACGACGAUGCUCCAGGAUGCCGAAGCCCACCAAGCACUAGCCACUCUGUACACUUUGGAGCGGCAGUACAGCCAGGCCAUGCACCACCACCUCUGUGCCCUACUGAAACAAGGCUCGGAGUUCAAUCGAAACGCCACUUCCACUUCCGCCACUGCCGCUAAAGAGGAGGAGAGAAGUGCAGCCUCCUCUACCACCUCCGCCACUGCCAGUCAAGUUGAAGGACGUAUCAGUAAGGAAGGGUCGACGGAGAGGCAGGGGAAGGGCAGGGACGGCGAGGCAUCUAGUCAGGAUGAGGACAAGGAUCCGAGCGUUAACCCACCCAAGACGCUGGUGGACGAGGCGGUGCGCAUCAUCGACUACUACCUGAGGCUACAGACGGAGGAGUCCCAGACCGGCAUGAGGCACGUCCUGCAGGAGGGUAUUUCUCUGUGGCUGUCGCACGCCCUCCCCCUCGGACAGCUGGAGGACCUCUUACUCACGCACCUCCCCCGCACUGUCUACCCCCUCGCACUCCUGCUCUUUGGCGAUGGAGCGAGUGGGGAGGCCGAGGAGGGGCAGGAGAAGGCGGGGGACAAAGGAGGGAGCCUGGCUGGAGGGGGUGAUCCUGCCCUCAAGGUGUUGGGUCAGCUGUCCACAAAGUUCUGCCUCAACCUCUGCACCUCAGUCAUCAGCCACCUACAGGCCGGCGGUGCGGGCGGAGAGUACGUGGAUGCAUUAGCGCGCGUGAGUGGGGUGCCGGGAAGCUCCGAGGGCGGCACCGAAGGCCAGUCACGAACGGCGUCUUUUAGCGAGGACCGGAGCAAGCUGGACGUGGCCCUCGAUGUCCUGGAGAAGAAGGGCACGGACGCGAUCACCCUGAAGCAGGAGGAUGUAGCGGGCCUGCAGAAGAGUGAGGCCGCCCAUGGAAGGAGGAGGGCUGACUCUCGGGGCUCCCUCUCCAAGCACAAGAGCAAGAGUAAGGAGCAGGACAAGGACUGUGUGUUGUUCACCUGCGGCCACCACUUCACACACAAGGAGUUUAAGACUCAGGUGCUGCCUCAGAUGGAGACCUCCGUGAUGACCGUGCCGGGGCUCCUGGGCAACACAGCGCGGGUUUUGCUGGACCAGUACCACAGCGACCAGCCGGAGAUGGCCUGCCCUCACUGCGUCCUGGCCCACCUCACCAUCAAGCUCACCAAACACAAGCAGAUGCAGUAGGAGGAGAGGUUUUUUAUACUCAGAUUUCACACAUAAGACAGGAGGCAUUAGUUCUCCUCACCAAAAGGUAUGGAAGAGGAGGAGGAGGAGGAGGAGGAGGAAGAGAAGGAGGUUUUUGUACUCAGAUAUCACACUUACAACAAGAGAAUCAGCCUUCCUCAGCACUCCUAAACAAUGUGAAAGAAGAAGAGGAGGAGGAUAGAAGGAGGACGAGGAGGUUUUUGUACUCAGAUAUCACACUUACGACAAGAGCAUUAGCCCUCCCCAGCAUUACUAAGAAGAAGAGGAGGAGGAGGAGUAGGAGGAAGAGGAAAAGACAAAAGGUAGUGGAACAUAUCAAUGGGAUCAAAAACACUACAUACCUCACAACAUACUACAUGGAUACAGCGAUAUAUGGAGUGCAGUGAAAUAGCGGUUUGAAGGGCAAGGACAUGCGUAGCCCCGAGCCUGUAACCUUAGACAUAUCAGCACCUCGGAUGACCUGUUUGAAGAGGCUCUCGUUGAAGUUACCGGGACUUUCAUGGGUUGUUUUGUGAUCCUGGUGAUAGUUUGCAGCUCGGCCGGGAAAAUCACCCAUGAAAACCUGGUUAAUCUUCCCUGUGGCCUCGGAAAGCAGUCAAACGGGGAGCCUGAUCUGUUUUGAGGAUAUGGACUACUUGUGUGCUGUAUGGUGAAAGAAUAUGGCGUGUAACGGGGCUUAUGAAUGGGAGUCAGGAAACGCAAUGGUGAGGUUCUGUGUUGCGUUAGUUGUGUUGAUAUGUUUGAGGAUACGGACUUGCAUGUCGUAUGGUGAAAGAAGAUGGUUUGAAAUGGGGCUUCUGAAUGGGAGUCUGGAUACGCAAUGGUGAGGUUCUGUGCUGUGUUAGUUGUGUGUGAAGGAGACAGACGAUAACAGCAAUGGUGUGCGAGAAUGUGUCCUGCGGUGGAAGAGGAAGAUGGCUUGGUAGGACGUCUUAAGUGGAAGUCCAGGUUAUCGAGGACAUGAUGGUUCUGUGAGGUACUACUUAGGUGGAUCAAUGAGUGGAAGAAAUUCAGGUAGGAGUUUAAAGA